This is a messenger RNA of Eimeria mitis, 3495 nucleotides long. RefSeq lists its product as uncharacterized. Bases 1 to 3495 code for a protein of 1164 amino acids. The transcript has 3 exons. The record is from RefSeq and is a predicted model, not a curated record. Gene Ontology annotation, biological process: intracellular protein transport; endoplasmic reticulum to Golgi vesicle-mediated transport; transcytosis. Gene Ontology annotation, cellular component: ER to Golgi transport vesicle membrane; Golgi stack; endoplasmic reticulum. NCBI's taxonomy places the organism in Eukaryota, Apicomplexa, Conoidasida, Eucoccidiorida, Eimeriidae.
AUGCUGGACGCCUGCAACGGUAUCCCCCUCACCAGGCCAUCUGUUAAUACUUCAUCUCAUGCAAGCCAGGCCCCUCUCCCCAGUUCAGGUGUACAUACACCUGAAACACCCGCCGCACCCAUACAACACGGCGACCCGUCUGCGGCUCCCUCACUUCUUUCCAGUUGCAGCACCACAAGGCAAUAUGAAACUCACUCCUGUGCAGCUGCUGGAGUAGGGGGGAUGCAGCAGAGUGACCCUCAACAUCAACAGCUGCAGCAGCAGGAGCUGCAGCAGCAGGAGCAGCGGCACGAGCAGGAGCAGGAGCAGCAGCAGCAGCAGCAGCAGCAAUUCCUGUGGCCACACCCGCAGCAGCAACAGCAGCAGCAGCAGUUCCUGUGGCCACACCCUCAUCAGCAGCAACAGCAGCAGCAACUAUACCAGCUGCAGCAGCAGCAGCAUCCUCUUUAUUCUUUCUCACAAAGCUCAACGUCUCCCUUCGUCAGUCUGCAAGCAGAGGGGCUGGGGGCCCCCCAAACCCCUCAUAGAGGCCAUGGGGGCCCCCCUUCCUCUGCUUUCUCUCUGCGUUCUGGGUCUAUCAAGCAAAAGAAGAGAAAGGCGCCGUUUCCUUCGGAUGAUGCUGCCCCUGAAAAGACAGAGAGUCAGCCAGAGGCUGCACCAGCACCAAACCCAAACCACACAGAGAAACCCAACGCGGGGGCCCCCCUCCUCCGCCCGGGGGCCCCCUUUCUCUGCUCAGGGCCCCCCCCCCUUUGUUCAGGGGCAGGCCUGGCGGCCCCAGGACGUUGCAGUACAGGGGGCCCCCAGGAGGGCCCCCAGGGGGGCCCCCGGGGGCCCCAAGGAAUGCUUACAACAGAGGCAACAACUCCCGCUGCUGUCUCAAGCGAAAGCAGCGCACAGCAGCAGCAGCAGCUGGGGCCCCCCCCUCCCCCCAGCUUAGCCUGUGGCGGGGGUGGGGGGCCCCCUGGUUUGGGGCCCCUCUUGUGCGGCGGAGGCGUCACCAAGCAAGGCUUACUCACCUCGAAAGCUACAGCAGCAGCAGCAGCAGCAGCAGCAGCAGCAACAGCAGCAGCAACAGCAGCAGCAGCAAAUGCAGGAACACAGGAUAUGCAAACUGCCGCUUGCAGCCCUUUCACAGGUUCAGCAGCUGCAGCAACACCCGCAGCAGCAGCAGCAGCAACAGCAGCAGCAACAGCAAUAGCAACAGCAGAAGCAGAAGCGCCACCCGCAGCUGCGCCAACCCUGCCAGCAGCAGGAGCUGCAACAGCAACAGCAGCAGCUGCUGCUGAUGCUGCAACAACAGCAACAGCAACAGCAACAGCAGCAGCAGCAGCAACAGCAGCAGCAGCAGCAGCAGCAGCAGCAGGAUCGGGAUGCGUAGAUGAUGGGGUCCGUUCGUUGGUGUGUUCUACGUUUAUGCAUCGCAUGCUAUCAGCAGCAGUUAAGCGGCUGGCAGCAGCAGCAACAGAAAAAAUAAAUUAUUUUAUAAAGGAGGAGAGAAGACAGCUGGACUUGCUGCUGCAGCAGGAAGACAGAGAAGCAGAGCUGCUGCAGCAGCUGCUGCUGCGGGCCCUCAAUAUAAACUCCUUAACUAAUACAGACCUUAAGGCUCUCUUACAACUCAUACAAGACCCUGCACCUCCUGCUGCUGCUGCUGCUGCUGCUGCUCCUGCUGCUGCUGCUGCUGCUGCUCAUGCUGCAACAGAAGAGAAUGCAAGGGGGCCCCCAAACACAAACUGGGGGCCCCCUGCUUACAGCGAUUCAAACCCCCCCUGUCCUCCUAGCAGCACGGUAGGGGGCCCCCCCUCUGCUGCAGCAGCAGAAGCAACAACAGCAACAACAGCAGCAGCAGCAGCAGCAGCAGCAGCAGCAAUGGCAGCAGCAAGGGGGGCCCCUGGGGCCCCCACAGACUUUGUGAUUACACCCCGAGGGUCUGUAGUUGAAGCUGCUGCUGCACUGCCAGCAGCAGAAGAAUAUUUAAACCAUAGAGAUGAAGUCGAUGGUUUUGUUGAUAUAUUCAGGGGCAGCGAGCGGCCACAAACCAGGUGUAUGUACACCUCAGAAGGGGGGAGAAUGCAAGACACAGCAGCAGCAGCAGCAGCAGCAGUUGCUGCUGCUGCUGCUGCUGCUGCUGCUACUGCUGGUGCAGCGGGAAGCAGACAGAAUUGCGUAGAAAGCAGCAACGCACGCAUAUCAGCAGCAGCAGCAGCAGCAGCAGCAGCAGCAACAGCAGCGCGAACAGACUCAGACAACGGAGCAACAGCAGCACCAACAGCAGCAGCAGCAGCAGCAGAUAUUGCAGUUGCAGCAGCAGAAUUUAUAGAGGGUACCAGCACGAAGCCAACAGCAGCAGCAGCAGCAGCAGCAGCAACCCCCCACAAACCCCAACGCAGGCGGCACCGCCAAGGGGUAUCGAGGAGGGGUUUAGCCGCCAUCAGGGGGCCCCCGGGGGCCCCCCCACUAACAACAUUCAGGGGGGGGCCCCCAGCAGCGGGGGGGGCCCCCUUUGAUUCAACUUCUGCUGCUGUAAUAGAGGGAGGGUUCAGAACGAAGAGGCCCUGCCAGGGGGCCCCCUGCUGCUGCUCUGUUGCUUCUUGUGGUUUGGGUGAGGGGCCCCCUAGUAUAUCUUUCUUUUGCGGUGGUAAUGCAGCUUCUGCUGCUGCACCUUCUGCUGCUGCUGCUGCUGCUGCUGCUGCUGCUGCUGCUGCUUGGGGGGGCCCCUGUAUCAAGCAGCAACGACGCUUGUUAUACACCGAAGGAGAAGGGGGGGGGGAUGAGAGGCCCCCAGCCCCCGGGGCCCCUCCUUCUUCUGCAGAUAUAUUUUCUCUUAUUAACCCUUGCUCUCCCUGCCCUGUGGAUGCUGCUUUCACUGGCAGCAGCAGCAGCAGCAGCAACAGCAACAGCAGCAGCAGCAGCAGCAGCGGCAGCAGCAGCGGGGAUACGUGGGAGAUGAUUGAAGAUAAUCAAAUAAAAGAAUUUGCUGCUUUCUAUGAUCCUAAAAGAUUUCUUAUUCGAGUAGAAGGGUACUAUGUUGCAGCCAAAAUAGCUGGGGGGCCCCUCACACCCGCAACAAGCAGCAGGGCCCUCCCCCGCACCUUCAUCGUCAACAACAACAGCAGCAACAGCAGCAGCAGCAGCAGCAGCAACAGCAGCAGCAGCAGCAGCAGCAGCAGCAGCAAUAUGGGGGGCGAAGGAGAUUCAACUGGCAUGUACACUGCAGGGGGCCGCAGCUCAUCAGGGGGGAGAAGGGGGGCCCGGGGGGCCUCUAUUAACAGCAGGCAGCGGUAUUUCUCUUCUCUUUCUCUCGAUGAGAUGCUGAAGAUAGUAUGGGGGGAGCCGAGAGAGGCUGCAGCAUAUAUUCUUGCGGAUACAGCUCACGGCAGCAACAUUACUUCUUCUUCUUCUUCUUCUUCUUCUUUGUUGAUGAAUACAACCUGCAUGCAACAGCAGCCAAAAGGCUUUCUUCUUAUUGAAAGCAGUGCACUGAAACGGUAG